Molecule: messenger RNA, 4362 nt
Organism: Monoraphidium neglectum
Lineage: Eukaryota; Viridiplantae; Chlorophyta; Chlorophyceae; Sphaeropleales; Selenastraceae
Exons: 11
Coding region: 1-4362 (1453 amino acids)
Biological process (GO): intracellular signal transduction; cyclic nucleotide biosynthetic process
Molecular function (GO): protein binding
Source: RefSeq, a predicted model, not a curated record
AUGGCAGUCACGGAGACUGCUGUGCCCUUCGUCGCUGUGGUGGCGAGCAUCCUGCUGGUGGUGCCCUGGGCGGCGCCCGCCCUCGGGGCGCCACAGGGUCCGGGGCGUGCGCCCGGCCCCGCCAAACUGCUGCCGCCGCCGACGUGCCCAGGCGUCACGGGCGGCGUCUGCACGUUGGACUGCCAGCGGGCGACGUGCGAAGCGCUGGCAGCCUUCUUGCGGCUGACAUUCAACGCGUCCAACCCUUGGCAGCACGACGAGACCUGGAACGUGACCCGCAGCCGGCCCUGCAGCGCGAUCGUGCCGCGCGGCGCGGGCGCGGCGCCGCCAGCGUACUGCCGCUGGUACGGCAUCGCGUGCUGCGACCCCGCGGGGCUCGCUGCGGGCGCCUGCCGCGCGGUGCACAGCGUGGCCGUCAUCAACAUCACAGCCGACAGCCUCAACGGCAGCUACUCAGACCCGCCGCUCAUGGACGCGCUCGAGUUGCUGCACGCAUGCGGCAUGGUGGGGCUCAACCUCGAGUCCAACGACAUGAGCGGGGAGCUGGGGCCGCGGUGGGGGCGCUUCACCAAUCUGAGGACCCUCAACCUCGCCAACAGCUGGCUGGCCGGCCUGAUCCCGCCCGAGCUGGCAAACCUCAAAAAGCUCGAGGAGCUGGAGCUCGGCGAGAACUUCCUAGCGGGAACGAUCGGCGACUGGAUAGGCGACCUGAAGUUUCUGAGGGUGCUCAACCUGGGCGCCAACGCGGGCAUCAACGAGGGGCCCGGCGAGCUGGCGGGGCUGAGGGGGUCAAUACCUGACACCAUCGCCAACCUGAGGAAUUUGGUGGAGCUGGAUCUGCAGAUCAACUCGCUGACAGGGACGAUCCCGCCGAACCUGUGCGGCGCCAACACAUCCAUGCGCGUGCUCAACGUGCGGGCCAACCAGAUCGGCGGCCCUGCCAGCCCCGUCACAAAGUGCACGCGCCUGGCAUCGCUGGACCUCGGUUUCAAUGAGUUCACCGGCAGCCUGCCCGCCACAAAGGAUUGGGACCACAUGGUGUCCCUGAUGCUGGGUCACAACAAGUUUUCGGGGGAGAUGCCCGAUGACCUGUACCAGAUCCCCCUGGUCACGUACCUCGACAUCUCCAACAACAACCUGGUGGGCGAGGUAAACGACGGCAUCAGCCUGCUCAUCUACCUGACAGAUUUUGAUGCCUCUGGCAACCACCUCACCGGCGCCGUCGGCAGCGGCCUCUUCUUCCUGCCACAGAUCCAGCGCCUGAACAUCGCGAACAACCGCUUCACCGGGACGCUCGACCCAAACCUAGGCCUGGCCUACAACCUGCGAGAGCUGAUCCUCGCCAACAACACGCCCCUCGUCGGCCGCUUCCCCGACGAGGCCGCCGGUCUGGCGCACCUCCACCGCGUGGGCCUGGUCGGCACCAACAUGAGCUGCGUGCCGCAGGACGUCGCAGAGGCCGCCGAGGCGGAGCGCGCCGCUGGGCGCAACCCCGGCGUCUUCAAGUGCCCCGAGAAGGGCCUGCUGCCGUGCUUCCUGGAUUUUGAGUCGUACACGAUCCCGCUCAGCGACAACAGCAGGAUGAGCUGCCGGCCGAUCAGGCGGCGGGCGAUGGACGAGGUGAUGGCGACGUGCCCGCCGGCGGCGCUGCUGUCGGCGCCGGACAAGGCAGAGGAGGUUCUCGCGGCGCAGUGGGACCUGCCGCCGGCUUAUUAUCAGUACCAGGGCUGCGCCUGCCUGGAGGGCUGGCUGCCGGUGUGGUCGCUCAACGGCACGCGGCUGGAAUGCGUGCAGGACAGCCGGGUUUCGCUACCCGCCUGGACCUGGGUGCUGGUCGCGCUCGGCGCCGCCCUCGUGCUGCUGGCGGGCUCGCUGCUGCUGCUGAGCAGCCGACUGCUGCUGUUCCGCAGCCGUUGGCUGCGGGAGGCGGAGCUCAAGCGGAAGCGGCGGCUAGGGUUACCCAAGGAGGGAGACAACGUGUGCGUGGUGGUGACCGACAUCGAAGGCUACUCAUCCCUGAUGAAGGCAAGCCAGAGCCUGACCACCAAGGCGCUGUCGAUGCACAACGCGGUGCUGCGCAAGGCGGUCAACGACAAUGCGGGCCACGUGUUUGACCAGGAGGGCGACUCGUGGCGCAUCGCGUUUUACGAGGCGCAGGACGCCGUGGCCUGCUGCCUGCAGGCGCAGCAGGCCAUGCACAAGGUCGACUGGCCCCUCGGCCUCAUGGGCGGCCACUAUGGCCACGGCAGCGACGCCGAACUGGCCGCCGGCGGCAGCCGCGCCUCGGCCGCCAGCCUGCCCAGCACCCUGUCCAGCCGCCCUCACAGCCGCCUGCGGCAGCUGCUGGGCGUGGGCAGCCUGGGGCUGAUGUCUCAGUGGUCGUCCACCAGCGCAAGUGGCAGUUGGAUAGGCCCGAUCCCGUCUAUGCAGCCGAACGCGUUUGCGCCGGUCGGCGCGCUGCCGUCGUUCACCGAGGAGGACGAGCGCGCGGACACCAGUGCGCAUGGCGGGGAUGCGGAGGCGGCGCAGCAGCAGCGGCAGCGGCAGCAGCAGCAGGGCGCGGGGACGGUCGGCGGGGCCGGCAAUGAAGAUGACGAUCUGGACAAGUCGAACAGCCUCAGCAGCGUUGUGCCCAUCGUGAUCGACCCAAAUCCCAGCGGAUUGUCGGGCUCCAGCAAUCUCGAGAACGCCCUCGGCGCGGGCGGCGGCGCCACGGGCGCCGAGCGUGGCCCCACCACGCGCAACGGCGUCACCGCGGGCACGCCGGGGAUGCAGCGCGCCGGCAGCGGCGGCGGCGGCCGGCGGCGGUUCCUGCGGCUGCUGAUGCGCCAGAACGAAGGCGCGGCGGCGGCGGAGGGCAUGUUCUAUGGCUUGCGGGUGCGGAUGGGUGUAGCUACCGGGAAGCUGCCGCUGGGCGUGGACGUCUCAAAGAGCGCAGUGCUCGACCUCGCACAGGUUGUGUCUGACAUGGCCAACGGCGGCCAGGUGCUUGUUGAUGCUGCGACGUUUGAGCAGAUCAAGGAUCACCCCGGCUUGGCAGCAGUGGACCACCACGGGUACAACGACAGGCUGCUGGUUGACCGCGCGGGGAUGGGCGCCGCUGCGCUGUGCGGCUCCUGCAGGUCAAAGUGCUGCGGCGACCACGUUGACGAGCGCGGCGCGGCGGGGCCGGCCGCCACCGAGGGCUCGAGCCUCGUAGUGUUGGACAUGGGCGAGUACGAGGUGCCGGGGAUCAGCGUUGCCGCCGCGCGCGGUGCCGGCGCGCCGCCGGCCGGCGAGCUUGGCUCAGAGCAGGAGCUCCGCCCAGAGAGCCCCUCCCUCGCACCGCUGCUGCCGCCGGCGCGGCACGUGCCGUCGGCGCCGGGGACGCCGACGGCAGGCGCGGCAGUGGCGGGGCCACGGCGGUCGCUGCAGCUGUCGACGGCUGUGGCCGCGACUGUCCUGAACGGCGCCUCGCCCGCUGCUGUCGGCGCUCCGUAUGCGGACGCGGCAGGUGGGGCGACGGUGCCGCCAUCAGCCCAGCAGCAGCCCUAUAAGCAGCAGCAGCAGCAGCCAGAGCAGGAGCAGAAGCAGGAGCAGCAGCCGCAUCACAAGCCUGAUCGGUUACGGGUGUACACAGUCCUGCCUGCCUGCUUGGCUGCCCGUGCCAAAGUCUGGGGCAGCUCGCUAUCCCUGAAAGAGGGCUGGCGCCAGACGGAUCGCGGCUUCUUCGAUGCGCCUGGCGCGGUCACAGCUGCGACCCUCACGCCGCGCGACGCGGCGCCGGCCGCGGACGCGAUGCCGCGGGUGACCAUGGUGUUUGCGUGCGUGGAGGGCGCCAAGUGGCUAGUGCGGUGGCGGCACGCGGGCGAAGUGCGGGAGAUGGCACGCCUGCUGCGAAUGGUGCUGGUGGCGGCGCUGCGCGCGGUGCCUGGCGGGUACCUGUGCCGCGAGCAGGAGGGCGGCCUGCGCUACAUGCUGGCGUUCGGGUCGGCCGAGGCUGCGCUGCAGUGGUGCCUACUGGUGCAGGAGGCGCUCAUGUACGCGCCCUGGCCGGCGGCACUGCUGGCGCUGCCCGAGUUUGGCGAGCAGCACACGCCGGACGGCGGCACGCUGCUGUUCCGCGGGCCGCGCGUGAAGAUGGGCGUGUGCGAGGGCCGGCCGCGCAGCCUGGUGGCCGACCACGUUGGCCGCGCCGACUACUUUGGCGCGAGCGUCAACCAGGCGGCGCGCUACAUGGACGCGGCGGCGCACGGCGGCCAGGUGGCGUGCGAGCUGGAUUUCGCGACGGCGGUGUUCAGGUGGGCGCGCCGGGUCGCCGCGUUUUGCGUGUGUCCCCACCUGCAAACCUCAGAGCAGCGGCCGCCUCGACCGGCAGUCUGA